AUGCCGUCAAGACUUAUGUGGGAAGCUUACUUGAUAUCGCUCAACCUCUUAUUCCUCACCGUCAAAGCUCCCAUCCUCUCGAUACCGCUGAUGCUCGCUCGAGCCUACGUCAUGGAGAUGUUUGCAAAGUUGAGAGCUUGGGCGUGCCAGGAAAGUGAAGUGUUGACCAAAGACAUUGAUAAAGAAGGCUGGCUUAGUGAACAGGCAAAGGCAUCAUGCCAUACACAGACCCAUCAAUCAAGCUAUAAGCACUCGAGCUUAGUUAUUGGUCAAGAAGAAUUAAUAACAGUCUCUUGUCUUGAAUUGGUGACAUCUGUUGCAGCAUGUUUACCUGGAAAUAGAUGGUUUGACUCAUACCACUUGAGGAGCUUUUCCUAUGAUCACACGGAUAAGACCUAG
This is a messenger RNA of Colletotrichum costaricense, 399 nucleotides long. RefSeq lists its product as uncharacterized. The record is from RefSeq and is a predicted model, not a curated record. Bases 1 to 399 code for a protein of 132 amino acids. The transcript is spliced from 2 exons. NCBI's taxonomy places the organism in Eukaryota, Fungi, Ascomycota, Sordariomycetes, Glomerellales, Glomerellaceae.